Messenger RNA from Talaromyces stipitatus ATCC 10500, 2711 nucleotides. RefSeq names its product general stress response phosphoprotein phosphatase Psr1/2, putative. The record is from RefSeq and is a predicted model, not a curated record. Gene Ontology annotation, molecular function: phosphoprotein phosphatase activity. Bases 211 to 1806 code for a protein of 531 amino acids. Gene Ontology annotation, cellular component: plasma membrane. NCBI's taxonomy places the organism in Eukaryota, Fungi, Ascomycota, Eurotiomycetes, Eurotiales, Trichocomaceae. The transcript is spliced from 5 exons.
GCCCAGACCGAGACUGUCUCUCCUCUCUGGACCGGUACCAUAUCGGACCUUUAAUCGACCACCUUCGGUUCUCUGAGUCAGGUGUAGCUACAAUCACUCUACAGCUUCCUUUUACGCAUAAUCAUUUCUGCUGGCCCCCGAUCAGAAAGAGAGCGAUAGAGAGAAGGGAGAGAGAUUGAGAGAGCCGCCGCCUCAUCAGCUCAGGAGUUGAUGAAAGACGCAGGUUCGAUGUCGACAACCGCAGUGCAGACCCUUCCCGGCCGUGAUUCCGCAUCGUCGCAGCCCUCCGCCGAUGAAUUGAAUCAAACACAGCUACCUGUGCCAUCCGAUCAUGAACCGUCUGCCACCAACCCAUCGGGUUCUCAGAACAAUCUAGCCGCAUCCUCCUCGCAACCAAAGAAGAAACGUUCGCUCUUACUCGUCCCAUCGCGGACAUCUUCCAGGGGAAGCAAAAAUCAAUCAUCGGAAAUGACGACUGACACCGUGCCCGAUGAGUCGGUAACGAUAGCAAAUUCGCGUACCAAUCUCACCAAACGGCGCAGGGAUGCCAGCGAGUCAAGCAGUCGACGGUCGCAACGCAAUGAACAAGACAAGAGUCAAGGUACAAGGAAGGAUCCAACUGAGGAGUCGCACCAUGCCAGAUCGGAACGGAAGCCCAAGACUCAGUCAAAGUUCCUUGCCUUCUUGAAUUGCUGCAGCCCUUCAGUGUCAGAUAAUGAUAAUGAAGGCCCCGAUCUUCCUGCAAAGAAGGCCGAGCCCAGACAGCCGAUCUCCUUACGACAACCCGUGGAGAAACCCGUCUCAACCGGAACGGAAUCGACGCCUACAGAGUCGAAAGAGCAGGAACCUCUUGACGAGAAAACUAGAGACAACACAAGUUCACAGCCGACAGAAGAGACUAUUGGACCUAGUACCUCUGUCUUGACUCAGCCCACCACGCUACAAUCAAGUUCACAGGAAGCCUCGGGAGCGCGACAGGAACCAGCUUACCCCUACGGCGUUGUGCCAGACUUGGCCCCCUUACCUGAAGGUAAGAAAGACGACAACGAGGAUGUGAUUGAAGAGGAACCCGAGAAUGAGACAGCGGAGGAGUUGCUACAUGAAGAUCAUGAUAUCACCGUGCCCGAGGCUCCGGUGAUUCCUGAGGCAGAAGAUGAACACAAAUUGGAAACUGGCGAGGUUGUCGUCGCUCAAGCACCUGCACCAGACGUUCUCCUCCCUGGGCCUCCUCCAACUCCUGGAAAGCAGAGUGCUUGGUUGCUUCCUCCGCCGCUGCCACACUUGCGAGGGCGGAAAUGUUUAGUUCUUGAUCUGGAUGAAACACUUGUGCACAGCAGUUUCAAGGUCCUUGAGCGAGCGGACUUCACAAUCCCAGUCGAAAUUGAAGGCCAGUGGCACAAUAUCUAUGUCAUCAAACGGCCGGGUGUCGACCAAUUUAUGAAACGAGUGGGUGAGCUGUAUGAGGUAGUAGUAUUUACGGCAUCAGUUUCAAAGUACGGCGAUCCUUUGCUGGACCAGCUAGAUAUUCACAAUGUUGUCCAUCAUCGUCUUUUCAGAGACAGCUGCUACAAUCACCAGGGCAACUACGUCAAGGACUUGUCACAAGUUGGCCGUGACCUUCGAGAGACCAUCAUCAUCGACAACUCUCCUACGUCGUAUAUAUUCCACCCUCAACACGCCAUACCUAUCAGCAGCUGGUUCUCAGACGCUCAUGACAACGAAUUACUCGACUUGAUCCCGGUUCUGGAAGAUCUCGCUGGUACUCAAGUACAAGACGUGAGCCUCGUGCUCGAUGUUGCAUUGUAAUCAUGUUGGUGUCUCGUUUUCAAUCUUGCCCUCCAUUUUAAGCGUUGUUUCGUUAUUUACCUCUGAGCUACAUACAUUCCUCGAGCAUUGACCUUGCAUCGACCUCUCUUCCUUAACCCCGUUUGAUUCUGUCUCUCAUCUCCGUCCUUGAUCAUAGCGACCGUUUUAGAUCGACCACCGUGAAAGAUUGCACCCCUAUCCCGAACGUGGUUCUACAUGUGACACAGCGACUGGAAACCGUUUACAUUCAGGUUCCCCCUAUUCCCCUCUUACUACAUUCAGCAUUGUUGAGCAGCUCUCUAUUCCCUUGAUUUAUUUUGUCCUGUAUUUCUUUUCCAUGUUGGCGCAUGUUUGCCUAGUGCAUUUUGAAUCUUACUGGCGGCUGAGACCGUAUUGUUUGGCCUUGUUAAUCAUUUCUGCUCCGAGCGAGCUUGCUGUCUGGCCCUUUUUCCUUUUCUAUCAUUUUGUGAUCCUCUUGAGCAUUAUAUGGGCGUCUGAUUCUGGUCAUCAGUCAAGAUCUGCUCAGCUUCAUGCAUUCAAUCUUUUACUCCUGUUUCUUAUCUCUCUGUCUAUUUCCCUUUCCCUUGUUCUGAUGUUUUGAGUUAUAACUGCACGACCAUAUUCCCCCAUAUUUCUUGUUUUCUUUCCCUGUUCCUUAUUGUCUCUGACUUGAUUAAUCAAACUGAUUGUUGUCAAAAAAAAUUUUUUUUAUUAUUCUUCUUCUUUUACCCUCUUUCUUCAUUUAUUUUGAAGGUGACUCUCAGAUGUUGAGGGUUGACUAGAAACUCGGACAGUGUUGUACAGAGACAUUUAUAUAAUGUACAUGUCCUUCACUGUUGCGAACUGUGUGAUGUACAUACAUGAGUAUAACACAAUCUAUGGACAGCUUUGUAUGUCCUUAUCUU